UAAUCCAAUGCACAACGCCGUUUCUUCUGCAUGAUAAUGACACAUUUUCGAGGGCAGAUCCGCGGACCUCAUUGGGGACCUGCAAUGGAUAACAUGCUGAUAGAGUUCUGGCGUAAACAUGAAUGUCUUUUUAAUUCGUCCAUCGAGUCUUACCACGACAAAGAUUUGAAGACGAAGCUAUGGUCAGAGUUUGCGAUGUCUAUCGGAAAGCCCGCAUCAGACGUUGAAAGAAGAUCCAGAUCUCUCCGUACUCAGUACGGGAGACUUUUGUGGCACCCUGAAAGAGUCAACACUUUCCAGCAAAGGAUGCUGAGGGAGAAACUUGAUUUCUUGAGACCGUAUAUAGUUCGCAGAAGAGUUGAUGCGUCUCUAGAAGGGAAGUUUGACGACGAGGAAGACGAUGACGAAGAAGUGGAGACCGAAGGUAGCAUUGACCAGGAUACAGUGAGCAUGUUUGGCAGUCCAUUAGACGCAGAUGUUUCUUGUCCGGAUCCCACUUACGGGCCGCAGCUCGUCACCCCUACUAUAUAUACUUCAACCAACUACUGUCCACCAAUGCAACCUAAAGUUGCAGAGGUCACAUCUUUGAGUUCUAACAGUCAAAAUGAUGAGAGUCCCUCUGACCCACGUCUGUCUGGUCGAGUUUCAGUUGUCCCAAAACAUGAUAUACUUAACCAGUUUGCAGAGGUUAUGUUGGCAGAUAUGCAGCUAAUUAAAGAUCCUUUCCUGCUCAUGAGACUUCGCCGCGAUAUCACUGACCUAGUAUUUAAAGCAGUGGAAGAGGACAUAGAGAGGCGACAAGGCUGGUCAUCUUCCAUCCCUGCAUCAAGGGAGAAUGUGCAGUUACACAACUCCACCAGGCCCCACGAAAGUACACCUUUGAAGAUGAACCUCUCUCGAAGGCAAAGAUAUUUUGAAAGAAGAAGUAAAGGGUCGUUGAUAGGAAGGAGGAGGUGGGAGGAGCUGCAACACCUGAGACGAGUGUCAAGGAGUCAAGGGAUGCAGCCUGUGCAACAAGGACAAGAGCUAGAGAGGAUAGGUGAAACAAAUCCUCAGGUUGCCGUCCAGACAUUUGAGAUUAAAGGGGAGCCUGAACCAGGUAUGGUCAAAAUUGAGGAGGAAACACUACCAGUGGUUUGAAGUAUCCACAGUUCCCAAAAUAAUGGUAAAAGUGUUGGAAAGUGUCCUGAAAUUUACUGGGUCUGUA
Molecule: messenger RNA, 1207 nt
Organism: Lampris incognitus (smalleye Pacific opah)
Lineage: Eukaryota; Metazoa; Chordata; Actinopteri; Lampriformes; Lampridae
Exons: 3
Coding region: 31-1140 (369 amino acids)
Biological process (GO): regulation of transcription by RNA polymerase II
Cellular component (GO): nucleus; transcription regulator complex
Source: RefSeq, a predicted model, not a curated record